GCAUUGUUUGGGUUCGGAAGGUGAAGAGGAGAAAAAGACUAUGGAGGGUUUGAAGAAGAGAAAGCUGGAGCUGGACGAAGCAGGCAACGGUGAAUUGGCUUCCAAGGAAGAGCUUCGCUUCCUCAUUGAACCUCUCGCUAAACCCCAGCUCGUCGAUCUUCUUGCUAAACUAGGGUCCCAAUAUCCUUCAAUUGCAGAAGAAAUAAAAAGUAUUGCAAGUGCAGAUCCUGCCCAUCGAAAGCUUUUUGUUCGUGGCUUGGCCUGGAAUACCACUUCAGAAACAUUGCGUGCUGCAUUUCAAGAGCACGGAGAAAUUGAGGAAGGAGCUGUGAUCUUUGAUAAAGUGACAGGAAAAUCCCGUGGCUAUGGAUUUAUAACUUUCAAAAAUAUGGAAUCAACUCAGCAAGCAUUGAGAGCCCCUAGCAAGUUAAUUGAUGGGAGAUUGGCUGUCUGUAAUCUAGCUUGUGAGAGUCUAAGCGGAACAAGUAGUGCUCCUGAUCUUUCCCUGAGGAAGCUUUAUAUUGGAAGCUUAUCACCAGAAGUCACAAGUGAAAUUCUCCUUAACUAUUUUGCGAGGCAUGGUGAAAUAGAGGAAGGUUCAGUUGCAUAUGACAGGGAUACAAAUGAAUCACGUGGUUUUGGCUUUGUCACAUACAAGACAGCGGAGGCUGCAAAGAAGGCCAUAGAUGACGUAGAAAAGAUGCUCGGGGGAAGGAAUAUAGUUGUAAAAUAUGCUGAUUCCCACAAAGGUAAAACUGGCCAGCCGCCAUUUCCUUCUGGAGUGGUUCCAAUGGCACCCUUACCUAUGAACCCAGGAUACAUGCAACCUGGAAAAGGUCAUGUUGGUUCAGGGCCCCCAAUCAAUUACAGUUACCCCCAAACAGUAGCACCAUAUUCUGCAUCUCCUUAUCCAAACCCUCCUCCCACUGCACCCUCACUUUAUCCAAUACAAUGGCAGAUUCCUUAUCCUCAAGUUUCUGCAAAGAAAGACCAACAUGGGGAUCCGCCUGCUGCUGUAGGAAUGAACCCUUAUUACUAUCCCAAGCAAUGAAUGUAUUUAAAACUAAAGAUGAUGAUUUUGGUACUCGUUUCUUUUCUUUGCCUUCCUUUUCAAAUCGUUUUAGACCCUAGUUACCUCUCCUAUCCCCAUCACUUAUUAAUGCAGUUCUGCGACCUUUCUUUGCAGCUAUUGAUCUCUUGUAGAGUUUUGACAUUCUUUUUUAUUACUUGUAAUAUUGACUAUAAUUUUUUUUAUUAGAUUUUUUUCAUAAUAUUUUAAACGGGAGUAACAUUUCUUUUCUGCA
This is a messenger RNA of Glycine soja, 1304 nucleotides long. RefSeq names its product UBP1-associated protein 2C-like. Gene Ontology annotation, molecular function: RNA binding. The transcript is spliced from 6 exons. NCBI's taxonomy places the organism in Eukaryota, Viridiplantae, Streptophyta, Magnoliopsida, Fabales, Fabaceae. The record is from RefSeq and is a predicted model, not a curated record. The coding region runs from base 41 to 1051 and encodes 336 amino acids.